GUCAGCUGGAUUAUAAGCCUUUCUGUAAUAUUGAUAUCUAUAUUUUCAACUACAAUUCCCCUGUUGCGAACACUUUGGAAAAAUAACACCACCAAAAUAUCACGAUACAUGUCCUCCAUUCCAUCCGACCACAAGUACGCCCACGAGUUGAAGAUUGCCACUUUAGCCGUUAAAAGAGCAUCUAUUCUCACCAAGUCUUUGGGUGACUCCAUUUCCGUCACCCGGACGCUGGGGUCCCAAAUCAAGGAUGAUAAGUCACCCGUGACGGUGGGAGACUACGCAUCACAAGCGUUGAUCAACCAUGCUCUCAAACUCAACUUCCCACAAGAUGAAAUCGUCGGCGAGGAAGACUCGGACUCUCUUAAAGAUGGCAGUGAAGAAGCCAACCGCUUGAGCUCCAAAAUAUUGGAAAUCUUGGAAGACGUCCAGCAAAAGACGGUGAACUGGAAGUCCGAUAUCGGUGAACUCAAAGAUUUGGAAUCGGUCUACACCAGUAUUGACUUGGGUAACUCAGAAGGAGGUUCCAAGGGCCGAUUCUGGGCCUUAGACCCUAUUGAUGGCACCAAAGGUUUCUUGCGGGGCGACCAGUUUGCCGUUUGCCUUGCAUUGAUAGAGGACGGUCAGGUUGUGUUGGGAGUCAUUGGAUGUCCUAACCUCGCUGAAAAGGUGGUUUCCAAUACCAACAUGACCGGCACCAAGGGCGGGUUGUAUUCGGCGGUCAAGGGCUUGGGAGCAUACUACACUCCUUUAUUUGACACAAACGAGUUUGUGCCCUUGGCGAAACAGGAACCUAUUAAGAUGACCCAAGAAACAUCUCCAUCCAAGCUCGUGGUGUUGGAAGGAGUGGAAAAGGGUCACUCAUCGCACUCGACCCAGUCGCAGAUCAAGGCCCACUUGGGAUUCUCGGAGGAGACGGUGCAAUCACAAACCAUCAACUUGGAUUCUCAGGCCAAGUACUGUGUUUUGGCCAAGGGUCUGGCUGACAUCUACUUGAGACUCCCCAUCAGUGACACGUACCGUGAGAAGAUCUGGGACCAUGCGGCUGGGAAUGUGUUGAUAACCGAGAGUGGUGGUGGGGUGUGUGACAUUGAAGGUAAAGAGUUGAACUUCGGCAACGGAAGGUACUUGCACUCCAAGGGUGUCAUUGCUGCGAACAAGGCUGUUCUCGGUAGAGUGAUCUCGUCCGUGAAGGCCGUGGUGAACAAGUAGAACAUGGGUCUUUUAUGUAUAUAGUGAUAAAUGAAUGCUCACUCAAGUUUC
Messenger RNA from Yamadazyma tenuis ATCC 10573, 1260 nucleotides. Lineage: Eukaryota; Fungi; Ascomycota; Pichiomycetes; Serinales; Debaryomycetaceae. The record is from RefSeq and is a predicted model, not a curated record.